Molecule: messenger RNA, 243 nt
Organism: Spirometra erinaceieuropaei
Lineage: Eukaryota; Metazoa; Platyhelminthes; Cestoda; Diphyllobothriidea; Diphyllobothriidae
Source: the annotation of a GenBank genome assembly
AUGGAGGAGGUGCUGGCGCCUGCACGAAUUCCGGUGAAGCCGAUAGUGCGAGGUGCCUGGGAGUUGGCGAAGAGGCAUGGACCGAGAAUUGUGAACGGUGCCAAACGCGCCAUCGGUGCCGGUGUGCGGAAGGCGAAGGAGGUUGGUGGGAAGAUUGUGCGGGGUGCGAAGAGGGCAGGCAAGGCAGUUUGGGAGAGGCUGAGCGUUCCGGUGGAUUGGCCCUUCAAUGAUGACGACGACUGA